CCGUGCGCGCUACCGCUUCCGGUGUCAUGGCGGCCUGAGGUCCCCGGUGUCGGUGAGGCGGCUGCAGGCCCCUCCCUGCGAAGCCGCUGGUCCGGCGGGCGGGGAUGUGACCGCGGGCCCUGCCGGCCUGCCUCGGGCGUCGCGUCAGCUCCGGUGUCAGUGCCCUCAGUUCACACCGAUGGCGGGGUCCGGUUGCGCCUGGGGCGCGGAGCCGCCGCGGUUUCUGGAGGCCUUCGGGCGGCUGUGGCAGGUACAGAGCCGCCUGGGCAGCGGCUCCUCGGCCUCGGUGUAUCGGGUGCGCUGCUGCGGCAACCCCGGCUCGCCCCCCGGCGCUCUCAAGCAGUUCUUGCCGCCGGGAACCACCGGGGCUGCAGCCUCGGCCGCUGAGUAUGGUUUCCGCAAAGAGAGGGCGGCGCUGGAGCAGUUGCAGGGUCACAGGAACAUCGUGACUUUGUAUGGAGUCUUUACAAUCCACUUCUCUCCAAAUGUGCCAUCACGAUGUCUGUUGCUUGAACUCCUGGAUGUCAGUGUUUCGGAAUUGCUUUUAUAUUCUAGUCACCAGGGUUGUUCCAUGUGGAUGAUACAGCAUUGUGCCAGAGACGUUCUGGAGGCCCUUGCUUUUCUUCAUCAUGAGGGUUAUGUCCAUGCAGACCUCAAACCACGUAACAUAUUGUGGAGUGCAGAGAAUGAAUGUUUUAAACUCAUUGACUUUGGACUUAGCUUCAAAGAAGGCAAUCAGGAUGUAAAGUAUAUUCAGACAGACGGGUAUCGGGCUCCAGAAGCAGAACUGCAAAAUUGCUUGGCCCAGGCUGGCCUGCAGAGUGAUACAGAAUGUACCUCAGCUGUUGAUCUUUGGAGCCUAGGAAUCAUUUUACUGGAAAUGUUCUCAGGAAUGAAACUGAAACAUACAGUCAGAUCUCAGGAAUGGAAGGCAAACAGUUCUGCUAUUAUCGAUCACAUAUUUGCCAGUAAAGCAGUGGUGAAUGCCGCAAUUCCAGCCUAUCACCUAAGAGACCUUAUCAAAAGCAUGCUUCAUGAUGAUCCAAGCAGAAGAAUUCCUGCUGAAAUGGCAUUGUGCAGCCCAUUCUUUAGCAUUCCUUUUGCCCCUCAUAUUGAAGAUCUGGUGAUGCUUCCUACUCCAGUGCUAAGACUGCUGAAUGUGUUGGAUGAUGAUUAUCUGGAGAAUGAAGAAGAAUAUGAAGAUGUUGUAGAAGAUGUAAAAGAGGAGUGUCAAAAAUAUGGACCAGUGGUAUCUCUACUUGUUCCAAAGGAAAAUCCUGGCAGAGGACAAGUCUUUGUGGAGUAUGCAAAUGCUGGUGAUUCCAAAGCUGCUCAGAAAUUACUAACUGGAAGGAUGUUUGAUGGAAAGUUUGUUGUGGCUACAUUCUACCCACUGAGUGCCUACAAGAGGGGAUAUCUGUAUCAAACCUUGCUUUAAUCAGUAACCUAAGGACUAUUUCCUGUUUCUCCUCUUCCAUUUCCUGGGUUAUUGUAUUCCACAUCUGAAUGCAGAAGUACCCCUUUACCAUUUUAAGGGAGUACUUUUUACAUUUAUUUAAUCCUACUAAUGUGCAGCCAUUGCCCAAGCAGUGACUGCAUCGCAAACAUUUGGCACUGAGUAGGACAAGACCCCUCAGCUAUAUAUUGAGGGGUUCUAGAGCAUCCAUGUGGGCAACCUUUUUUUUUUGUGCAGUAGGGCAGGUGCUGCUCUUUAGUAUGUAACCUAAAAAGAAAUUAAUUAUCUCAUGUGACCGUGAAGCAAGGGUGAAUAUGUUGUAGUGAAUAUUAUUAACAAAUUUGUUAAGGUUGGUGACAUCACUUAGAGAUUAUUCCUUUAUGUUGUCAGAUGGUUCUUCCUUAUUGUUGAUAUCCAUAGCUGGUACUGGAUGCUCUCAGUAUUGUUAAGUAAUUGUCAAGCAGCAGUUACCUACUGUGUUCUUAACACUGAGUUGUGAAUCUUUUUAAAGGAGUACUGUAGUACUGAAUAUUCCUUUAAAGAAACUGCAGUGAGCCUAUCUACAUUUUUUUUUAUUAAGGCUUUUAAAAUAGAAAGCUGAUGCUUGAUCUUGCACAAUUUUUAUGUCUAGUAUGUAUGCUUGAGUGAGUGCAGGUGUGAAAGAUUCGAGAAAAUGUGAGUCAGUAUACUUUAUAGUGUGAAUCUUGUGAGCUAAUUAUGUCUAUACCCAUCUCUUCCCCACCUUUUUCACAUCUGUAAGAUAUAGUAUUUUGAGAGUUGGUCAGUCUGAUAGAAUGUAAAUGAGAAAACAGUUCAUUCCUGAGAGGCUCAGAGCAAACUGGCUUCUAGCCUAGGGUUACAUUGAAACUCUUAAAGUGAUUGGAACAAAGAAAAAGUUUUGCUACCUAUAAAUCACCCCAUCCUUCAGUCUACCGUAGACCUUGUAUUGGCUCAUCUAUUUUGUACUAAAUCUCCUAUAAUUGUAAGCUUUUUCAAGAUGUGGCUGUACCUACUAUGAUGGAAAAUUGGAGUGGGUCAAAAAGAAGAAUUAAAUAUACAGUGAAGGGAAAAGAAAAAUAGUCAAAGAGAAGGUAAAUAGUCAAGGAUUCUUUUUUCUUCCUUUCUGUCUCUCUCAUUGUCCCCUCCCCCUUCUCCUCUCCUUUCCCUCAUUCUCUGCCUCUAUGUGUAGCUGAAGAAAAGCUAGAGGACCAGCAUCCUGGGUAGUCUGGCUUUUGACUGCAAGGAAAUUAGGAAAGAUAUAGAUAUAAUAAGGUAGACGUUGAAAGGAAGAAAAACUCAGAAGAAUUCUUAAAAGAAUUUAUAGCAAUUUAAUGUGUCCCUGAGAAGAGGAUGCCAGUGUACACAAGUACAUGGACCCAGCUUGAUAACAUGGUUUUAAGAAUUAUAAUUAUGGAUUAUUUUUACUUUAUGGUAGAUUGUCUUUAAAGGUAUAAAAAUUAGGAAACUUUUAUAAAGCACUGAUUAUACAAAGAAAAAAGCAAGUUGUAUACAGAUUAUGAGUUUUUUGCCUGUUUUCCUCACCUGAAUGAAAAUUUUAUUUAUUAAUUUUUCCUAAGGAAAAAGUCUUUUAUCUUUCUCUGCUUUAAGCCACCUCAUAAAAUCUUUCCUUGUAUGUGCCAUGCAGAUUACUGAGAGUUCAAUUAGAAUUUACAUUUUAGAGAAUGAAUUAUUUUCCUCUAUUCAGUCACUGACAUUUUAGUUAUUUACAGUUACUGAGUUAUUGAGGACUCUCUUUUAAUAUUUAUUAUGAAGCCAAAUUUGGUAGAAGGAGGCUGAUUUAUGAAUUACCAAAGGGUCUUGUGGCAUGGUCCCCAAUAUGUGCCCUUAGAAGGAAUAACUAUUAUGUUUUAUUUUGGCCCUUUCAGAGGUUGAUUAGCUAGUUCGUUUGCAAGUCAAAAUUCAUGAGAGUAGAACCAGUAUUGUAAAGACCUAAGCUCUCCUAAAACAUAAAUGUUUAUAUGGAUAGCUCCUUUUGUGGUUAUUAGAAACAUCAGGUUUUUACAUACAUACUGAUGAAUACAGAAUACUAGUGAGUUCUUUUUAAGGGCAAGUAUACUAGGUUAGCACAUGUAACUUUCUCACCCCCUUCCCUGAAAAGAGAAAUCCUUACAAAUAAACUGCAGGUAGGCUUUUAAGCUUAGUCAUGCAGUAUGCUGCUAACAUCUUAAUGCUGAGGUUAACAGCAUUCUUUGAUCGUCAUCUUAUUGCUGAUGUAGUCAUACGUAUUUUAGUGUUUAACACUGUAGAAUAUUUUUACAGAAGAUGCUACUAGAUGUUAAGGGAGCUGAGGGAAUAAUUGAUGAGCCUUGAAUUAACCAUGCAUUGAAUUAAAUACUUUAUGUUAAAGUCACAGAAUUGAAAAAAGAUGCCUCCUAUGAUUUAAAUUGUCAUUUUAUAACUCUUAGCCCUUUCUACCAAAGAUAAUGUUAGCAGACUCUCCCUCCCUCCUCUGACAGUAUCAGAAAUUUAAUCUUACUAUCUUUCUUAAACUGGAACCAAAUAUUAUCAGAAGAUGCAAUUUUCAUGAUUCUUUUAAGAUGAAAUACAUACAUAGGGAUUUUGAUUCUUAUAAUUAUUGAAAAUCUCUAAAUUUUCUUUUUGAGAGGCAGGGUAAUGAGGUGAAGGUUCAUGUAAUGUAACCUCUACUCCUUUGGGCAAAUUUUAUCUCAGGUAGAUUUUCUAAAUUAAUACCUGUGCUUCCUUGCCUCUCACCUUCCCAAUUACUUCUUUAUUGUUCUGUGGUAUUGCUAUGACACAGUUUGCCCCCGAAAAGGCAUAGAAAGUGAUUAUUCUAUAGGAAACUUUUGAUUCUUUAGAAACAUAUUUGGAGACGGUGGCUAGCUAGCCACUGUGAAAACUGUAAUGUUGUAUUUAGAGGAGAACAAUAAGUAGAGUUGGACAGCUCAGUAAGAGAUAGCACUAGCUAGGAGUAAGUAUUGACUGCCUUUUAAAGGGAUUAAAAAAAUUAUCUUCUUGCAAUAAGAGAUCUGCAUUUAUUACCACUGGAUGUCUUCCUUGCUUUUGGCCAUCAAUAUAGCAACUCUUCUUAGAGAAAUUCCCUUUCUGCUAUGCCUUGAGCCAAAACUAUAGCUGCUCUUAGAACAAAACCCAUAAAUAUAGUUUUAUUCAUCCUUCUCUUUGUUUGCAUUGAGAGAAAAUAUUGCCUUCUUUUUGGUACUCCAGCUGCUAAAGAGUGCUGAGAUAUGUUAAAUUAACCUUUAAAAGAAAAUCUCUGAAUUCUUAUUUAACUUGUCUUCUAGAUUCUUGUUACUUAUAUUUUAACUUUUGAGCAAAUUUAUUAUAAGGAAUGCUGCCAGAAACAGUGCUGCCAUGUAGAGGAAGCUAAAGAGAAACUGUGGGCAUAUGCCUUUUUUCUAUCUUAUUACACUGGACUUUCACCCUGCUAAGGGCAUCAGUUACUUUUCUGGAAUAAAUUAAAUGUAGAGUUAGAGCACUUAUCAGAUGCUGUUUCAUGGCUUUAGUUCAUUCAUCAAAUGCAGGUAACUAACAUUUUGAAUUCAUUUUCUUAGGUCUUAUUUUCUGACUGUAUUAAAUUUGGCUUAUUUUUACAUAAUUUCUACUAUCAGUUACAUUUGGCAGCAUGACAUUUUGUUUUUUAUGAUUAAUUUAAUAAAAAUCAGCACCAUUGUAACUGAUAGUAACUAUAAUAACAUAGUUACUGGGUGAGGGAGUAGGGGAGACACUCAGUAUUCAUGUGUUUACCUAAACUCUUAUGCAAGGGUACAUGCCAGGUGGCUUUAUUCAGAUUAGGGUACAGAUGGAAUCACAUCAUGACUUUUUGUCUGAUGGAUAUAUAGACAGUUAAAGAUUUAAGCAAGUGCCUUGUGUUUCCUGGAAAUAAUUAAAAUUCAUUUGGGUGAAAGCUUCCCAGAUGACGCUAAUUAAUUGCACCUCUGCCUUUCUCUUGGAAUAACUUUUAGAUUGAGUCACAUAGUAUAAAAGUCCAAAAUUUCCUUGGUUUACAUUUUAUUUGGUAUGUGUAAAACUAUUCAUAUUUGAUUUUAUUCUGAUACUACAUAUGAUAGAAAAGCCAGAGUUAUCUGGCAGAAUUUAAUUCUUUCUUGCAUCUAGUUUCAUUUUCAAUAUCAGGUUCCUUCCUCAAAUCUUAAUAUUCUAGCUCUCUGAUAUUAUUUAUUUUAUUUAUUAUCGAUUAUAGUCACAUACAGACCAGUCCUUGGUCACAAUUAGCUCAAAAGAAUUCCCAUUUCUUCUUAAGGUGCUCAACAAAUCACCUUUAUUUUGAGAUGGUAAUCUUUCAAGAUGGUAAUCUUUCACUUAGGAGCUUUUGCAAUGAAUAUAAAAAUGUUGUCUCCAUCAUAUGGAGCUCAUCUGAGCCUCUCGUAGUAUGUUUAGAUAAGUUCUAUUCUUAAUCAUAGAGAAACAUGAAUAUUUUAGUUUUUAGAAUACCCAAAAUGUUUAAGAUUUUGUUUGCUUUGUUUUGUUUUAGUUAGCUGCUUCUCUACCUGAUACUGCAGAAUUUCUCAUGUUCCUUAUACUAGCCACUUCCCCCAGAUGUUUUUCACUAUUUUUUAAAUUAUAUGAUGACUAGUAGAUUCACAUAGUGGCAUGCAGUUGACAAGUAAGUUCUAUGGAUAUUUAAGAAGAAGGUAAAUAAUUUUAACUAUUUUUGCUGUAAUUUUAUAGGAGAAAUUGGCUGUAAAAGAAAUAUCUAUAAACCAGAGAGCAUUUAGGAAAUUUUAUAUUUUAUAGGUGGCCAUUAAGGUGAUCUUCAGGAUGUAAGAUACAUAGUUUAUACAGACUUUGUUCUCCUGAUGAAAUUUUUAUUCAUUUUCCUACAGCUCAGCACUUUUGUUGUUCCUUAUACUACUUAUGAGGAUUAAUGCUUUAAGUUUGUUUUAUGUGCGCCUUUCAGAGAGUUGUCAUAAUCAAGAUAGUUGUGGUUAUGGUACCAUAAAUGCUAGAAUUCAUGGGAAACUAAUCAAAUGAUUGCCUGGGUUUUGUUUCCCAGUAAAUUGGGUAGCUAUCACAAUAAUCUGAAAAAAAACUAAUGGCUCUUCCAAAGGCCAUGCUUAUUUUGUGACCUAGGUUCAUAGUAUUUUAAUUUAAAGGCAAAGAAAAGCAUUGUUAUUUGCCUUAUAUGAUCAUUCUUGUGCAGAAGAGAGCUUAUUUUGUUGUACUACAUUAUAUAAUGAAAAUAAGUCACAUUCUGGAAAGAAAAACCAACUAGAAUUGUUCAUUUUUCUUUUGGGGAGUUGGAGGGAACCCCUAUGUAAAAAUCAGAGCUACUUGCUGCCAUAAGCUCUUGACUCUCAGCAAGAGAAUUACUUGUAAUCACUUUUUCAUCCCAGGUUGGAAUUACAUUUCCUUGCUUUCUCCUCUUAAUAAUAUUCAUGAUAUUAGGACAAAGAAUAUGUAAAAGCAAAUGUGGUGAGGUAUUCUAAAAUCAUGCAUAUAUGGACUCAAAUCUCUUCAGUUCUAUAUUAUUUUACUAGCAUGGGUUGUCAGAAGACUGCUGAAUUUAAGAGUAAGGAGGAGAAAGAUAAGUAAUAAAAAGAGAGAUCAGGGGAAGAAAAUGGCUCCCUUACUGGUAUUAGUAAUGUUCCAUAUAGUUAAUGAUCUAAAAAUGAUGUUUAUUUUUAAAAUCUAGGUUUGGUACCUGUACCAUAGAAACAUUGCCUUUCCUACACAUUCCUCAUUAUUGUUUCCCCAGAAAAUUAUUGUCAGAAUUUGUGAAACCAUAUUAAAUACCCAUACUUAGUUUUGCCUAAUUUUUAAAAAUACAGAUUUGUACUUCAGCUUUUUUGUAUUUAGUGUACAUUACCACUCAUGCAAAUCAAGGAUCAGAAAGAAAUUGGGGAUUAGCCAUCUCCGUAUUUCCCUUUGCACAUUGGGUACAGUGGGUGGCAUUAGUAUGCACUAGCUGCAAAGUUAUAGCACCUUAUGGAGCUAAGUAGUGUUUAUUUAUUAAAAUAAGAAAAAAGUUAAGCUGGACCUCUAGAAUAUUUGCUUUGCAGAGUGUAAAACUGUCCUGUCUUUUCCAGAAGGAUUUACUCUUUCAUUCUUAAUUUUCUUUUGAAAAAUCUUAAAUAAUUUAACAUUCCUUUAUAUCUAUCCUCUUAACAAUGUCAAAUCUGGGGUAGAAGGGACUUUAUUUUUCCCAAAAAGGGCUCCAUCUUUGCUAUCUUUGGAUCACUCCUAGAAAUCCAGUUAUGAUCAAUAAAUUUUAACAGUUUAUGGUGUCGUGUGUCAGCACUGGAGUGGUUGCUUGUGAAUAUUAAAACCUAGUACUAUGUUCCCUCAGUAACAUGUAAUUACUAUGUUUUUGAUAAGAAGGUAUGGUUAGAAAAAAUGUGAAAGAUCACUUAAACCAAAGCCAGUUAUAAGGAGUAUUCUCUCCUGUUGGUUUACCUUCACCUCAGAACUACAAGAAUAUUAUAAUACAUAGUGAAUAUUGUCUAUAACAUUUCUACCAGUUGUUUCAAUAGAAUAUUGGUCUUGGCAUUUCUUGGCACUAUGGUUCUCUGUUCUUUGUGAUGCCUUAUUGUUUGUGACAUUUGUUUUUUUAAAAAAAUUAAAUAACUAAGUGGGACUAUAAAUGUAGAUGUGUGUCAGUACCAGGAAGUUCUUUUCUCAAAUCCCUAAAUUUUUGAUUUACAUUCUAGUCUUUUAAACUUGUUUUUUCUUGCUGAGUAGCAAAAGCCUUUUAUUUUCCACUUUCCUAUAUACCUAACAAGUAUGAACACAGUGUUUCAAUUUACUGUAUUGCAUACUUUUUUGCUGAAAACUUUUUCUGUAAACACAAUUGCCUUGUUCAGUUUUGGUGUAAACUGACUUACCAUAAGAUGCACUGUUGAUAUGCUUUCUGAUGUGUGUUUGAUAAGAGUGAUAAAAUAAAGCUUAAAAAUAAA
This is a messenger RNA of Microcebus murinus (gray mouse lemur), 8367 nucleotides long. It is a transcript of the gene UHMK1, whose product is annotated as U2AF homology motif kinase 1. NCBI's taxonomy places the organism in Eukaryota, Metazoa, Chordata, Mammalia, Primates, Cheirogaleidae. The record is from RefSeq and is a predicted model, not a curated record. Gene Ontology annotation, molecular function: protein serine/threonine kinase activity; ATP binding; RNA binding. Gene Ontology annotation, biological process: positive regulation of translational initiation; peptidyl-serine phosphorylation; regulation of protein export from nucleus. Gene Ontology annotation, cellular component: neuronal ribonucleoprotein granule; nucleus.